CCUUCGACCCAACAUAGUCCCAACAUGGCCUUUUGCAGCAGCUCCAGCACACAGUCUAGAUUUCUCCUCCUAGCCGCCCUCGCUGUCUGUGUGGCUUUUGUACGGACAGAAACUAUUGCUGAGGUUUCUCCCACGCUACAGAGUGAUAACCAGGAUACACUGUCUGGAGGGGGUGCGCCCAGUGAUGUCACCACUAAAGACCCAUUUCAGGACCUGACACAGAGCUCCUUCACUGACUAUGAGGACAGUACAGACACACCGACUGUGGAGGAGGAAGGUGUCCUCGGACCGGGUGCCAUCACAGCCAUCGUCAUUGCAGUGUUCCUCGGCGCCUCCGUUCUCCUCGCCCUCAUCGUCAUCACGCUCAGAAAAUUCACUGCCUCUUAAGAGUGGGACAACUUCCUGUUUUAGCCCCUCUGUCUCUCAUUUCUCUCUUACUAUUGUCUCUGUUUCCUCUCUCCAACUUUCCUUUGUCCUCUUUUUCUAGUAGACUUUUGAAGCCAUAUCUGUGUCCUGGGCCUCGUAGGCAGCCGGUCCCUCAUGAUUACGGUUGCUGUGGGAUUGUGGGUAGGAAACGCUGGUGCUAGUUCAGUGCCAAACAGGUCAAACAGACUGGGCCCAUUAAUAUGUUUGGUGUAAGUGGGCUUAUUUAGUUUGUGAUGAUGUCAGCUGACUCCUCGCUGUAAAGAGAGGGGGGUAAAAAGGCGUAAUGCUUCUGGCAGGUUUUUCCAGCGCAAAUUCAUAGGAUUUUAGAUGUUUAUAGAUUUAACUAGACAAUAUUUUCAAAUUUUCUUACAAAGUAUAACUAAUAUUUUCUCAUGCGUUUUUUUCUGAAUGUUUU
This is a messenger RNA of Colossoma macropomum (tambaqui), 841 nucleotides long. RefSeq names its product secondary ossification center associated regulator of chondrocyte maturation (gene snorc). The transcript has 3 exons. The record is from RefSeq and is a predicted model, not a curated record. NCBI's taxonomy places the organism in Eukaryota, Metazoa, Chordata, Actinopteri, Characiformes, Serrasalmidae. Gene Ontology annotation, biological process: cartilage development. Bases 25 to 387 code for a protein of 120 amino acids.